CGCAGCCGCACGGGGCGGGAGACAGGGAGGGUGGGUGUGCUGGGGAGCGCGCGCCGCCGCCGCCGCCGCCGCCGCCGCCUCAGCCUGCUGCUCCGCCUGCGCCGCCUGCUCCCGGCGCUCGGCCCCAGCACGCCGGCUCCCGAGUGGCCAUGGGCGGCGCGGGGUCCGCGGUGUAGAGUCCGCCGACCCCGGACCCGCGUCCCGCACCGUGACGGUCCCGAGCCAUGGGGGUGUUGAUGUCCAAGCGGCAGACAGUGGAGCAGGUGCAGAAGGUGAGCUUGGCUGUGUCUGCCUUCAAGGAUGGGCUACGGGACAGGCCUUCCAUCCGACGCACCGGUGAGCUUCCAGGGUCCCGCCGUGGCACCGUAGAGGGCUCUGUCCAGGAGGUACAGGAGGAGAAAGAAGCAGAGGCAAGCACUCCAGUGCUCCAAGAAGAGAGCAGUGUCAACCGUGCAGCCUGGGAGAGGCUCCGAGAUGGGCGUGGAGUGGAGCCUGAGGAGUUUGACAGGACUAAUCGUUUCACGCCCCCUGCGUUCAUCCGCCCUACCCGGAAGCUGGAUGAUGACAAGCCUCCUGAUAUCUGCUUGGAGCCCAGAGAACAUGUUGUCAAUGAUGAGAUGUGUGAUGUCUGUGAGGUCUGGACAGCUGAGAGCCUCUUCCCAUGCAGGAUCUGCACCAGGGUUUUCCAUGAUGGCUGCCUGCGCCGCAUGGGCUACAUCCAAGGAGAUAGUGCAGCGGAGGUGACCGAGACAGCCCACACAGAAACCGGCUGGAGCUGCCACUACUGUGACAACCUCAACUUGCUGCUAACUGAGGAGGAAAUGUACAGCCUCACAGAGACCUUUCAGCAGUGUAAAGUCAUUCCUGAUUGCUCCCUGACACUGGAGGACUUCCUGCGCUACCGCCACCAAGCAGCAAAGCGGGGGGACAGUGACAGGGCUCUAAGCGAGGAGCAAGAGGAGCAGGCAGCCCGCCAGUUUGCAGCCCUGGACCCUGAACAUCGAGGACACAUAGAGUGGCCUGACUUCUUGUCCCAUGAGUCCCUCCUGCUUCUGCAGCAAUUGCGUCCCCAGAACUCUCUGUUAAGGCUUCUGACAGUCAAGGAGCGGGAGCGAGCCCGGGCCAUCUUCCUGGCACGGGGCAGUGGGAACACUAUCAGUGAGGCAGAGUGCCGCGGAGCCCAGCAUUCUUGGUUCUGCAAACGCCUUGCAGAGGCUCCAUCCUGCAGUGUCAGUAUCAGCCAUGUGGGUCCCAUAGCAGAUAGUAGCCCAACCAGCAGCAGCAGCAAGAGUCAGGACAAGGCUCUGCUGCCAACAGAACAGGAGUCCAGAUUUGUGGAUUGGCCUACCUUCCUGCAGGAAAAUGUUGUCUACAUCUUGGCCGCUCGCCCCAACAGUGCAGCAAUUCAUCUGAAACCCCCAGGAUAGCAUGGAGCAGAGAAGCUGGGGGACAGUGAUGUUCUCUCCCUCCUUUCCUUUUGCCCUUUCCCCCUUCCCCCCACCAUCCUCUGCCUGAGACUUACGGGGAUGGAGCACUGCCAGCAUCUCAAUUUGCCACUAAGCUUUAUGGAACUGAAAUCACUCUUCCCCUCUCAACAGAGGCAGUAAAUGCAUUGCCACCAGGAAAAGCCCUGGGAGCUGUGGCAGUAUCCGCUCCUGGACCCACCCCCCUACCCUCACAUCACAGACUGGACCUGCCACUGCACACAUAUGUGCAUACACACACAUAUACCCAUGCCUAGCUGUCCAUGCCUUCAGAGACCUGGUUCUUCUUCAUUGAAAAAGGAUCAAAAUUC
Molecule: messenger RNA, 1795 nt
Organism: Panthera uncia (snow leopard)
Lineage: Eukaryota; Metazoa; Chordata; Mammalia; Carnivora; Felidae
Gene: PHF24
Product: PHD finger protein 24
Exons: 8
Coding region: 225-1427 (400 amino acids)
Source: RefSeq, a predicted model, not a curated record